This is a messenger RNA of Pollicipes pollicipes, 2818 nucleotides long. RefSeq names its product peroxidase-like. The transcript has 3 exons. The record is from RefSeq and is a predicted model, not a curated record. Bases 1 to 2610 code for a protein of 869 amino acids. Gene Ontology annotation, molecular function: peroxidase activity; heme binding. Gene Ontology annotation, biological process: response to oxidative stress. NCBI's taxonomy places the organism in Eukaryota, Metazoa, Arthropoda, Thecostraca, Pollicipedomorpha, Pollicipedidae.
AUGGUUUUAGACAAAUUCGAUAUCAUAGCGACCGUCAAGAAGGAGGAGGAGGGGGCCCUGCUGCUGUCGGCGCUGUGUGCGAACGGGGUUCGGGCCGCCCGCUGCAACUGCCAGCCGGUCUCGCGGUGCCCGCAGGCGCCGGCCGCUGGCGCUGAUUCGUGUCGGCUGCCCGGCAAACUGCGCGGCUACUGCUGUCCCCGGAUGCCCGACACCUGCCCGACCACGAGCGGCAGCAUGCGGCGCAAAUGCCGUCCACUCGUGCUAUGCCCGGAGGCGUUGGCCGACCCGGUCACCACCGGUGGCCAGGCUUGCCGGCUGGGCGACGGCUCCACGGGCGUCAUGUGCAGCGACGCUGACAUAAGCCCAAAGCAAAAGGCAGCGCGAACCCCCGAAGAGAGUAAAUCCGACCGGCGGAAUGCUGUGAGCCCGCUCUUGGGUAGCCGGGUGGUCACUCAGUUGUUCAUAGUGGCUAAAGGUGGCGACAUGCAAGAGGCGGCCAGGAAAGGCGCACGCGGCGUAAAGAACCAGCUGCUUCGUGGCGGCCCGGCAGCACCCUGGGACUCAGUAGUGGGCGUCUUCAAUCUCAACUUCCGCUCAAGCCAGGAUGUGCAGACGCUCUGCCUUCAGGGCCUACAGAACCAACUGGCGCUUCAAGCUCUCAACGACCAGGGUGGCGGAGACAUGUUGCAGCUGGUCUCCAGGUACGGGGGUGGGCAGGCCGGUGCCAGAGCGUUUCCGGCGAAGCCCACACUACUUCCCAACUGCACUGUAGCAGAGCCCAUCGUCUGCCGGAGCAGCAUCUACCGCACAGCGAACGGAGAGUGCAAUAACCUGCAACGUCCGCGCGAAGGCAGUGCGCUGACUGGCUUUAAACGGCUGCUCGAGAGCACGUUUGAUGAUGGCUUCGCAUCCAUCCGCUCGCGGAGCGUGACAGGCCGGCCGCUGCCGAGUCCACGACUCAUCAGCGAGCGCGUGGUGGAGACCAUUUCGAGCGAACUCAAAGGCUUCACCCUGUCCGUGAUGCAGUGGGGCCAGUUUGUUGACCACGACUUCAACCACGCGCUUGUCUUCAACCUGGGCACCGCUGGCAGCAUCCAGUGCUGUGAAAAUGACGGUCGCAAGCUGCCGGCAACACCCCUGCACCCGCAGUGCAUCCCCAUCUCCAUCCCGGCCGACGACCCGUUCUACAGCCAGUUCGGCCAGCGCUGCAUGAGUCUGGUGCGCUCGCUGCCGGCACCGUCCCUGGACUGUAUCGCACGCCCUUCCACGCCCAUCAACGAGAUAACCUCGCACCUGGACGCCUCCAACCUGUACGGCAGCGAGCAGGAGGAACAGGACGGACUGCGUACCUUCAGUGACGGCCUGUUGAUCACCUCCAACAACAACCUGCUGCCACUGUCGAGCACGCCGGCCCGCCAGCGCACCACGCCGCGACCCACCGUCGGCCCCGGCACCGUCCCUCUGUACCUCCAACGCGGGAAGCGGUCAGCGCGCCAACGUCGGCAAACCCCAAUACAGGAGCCGUGCGUGAACGACGCCAGCGUCUGCUUCCGUGCCGGUGAGUCGCGCGUCAACGAGCAGAGCGCACUAACCGUCAUGCACACCAUCUUCACACGCGAGCACAACCGCGUGGCAGGCGCACUGAAACAGAACCACCGCGACUGGGACGACGAGAAACUGUUCCAGGAGGCGCGGCGGAUCGUGAUCGCCGAGUGGCAGCACAUCAUCUACAACGAGUGGUUGCCGAUCAUCGUCGGGUUCGACUACGCCAGGGAUCAUGACCUGCUGCCGUUGACGUCCGGCUUCUCCGCCGCCUACGACAAGGACGUAAACCCCACCGCAUCCAACGAGUUUGCCACCGCCGCCUUCCGCUUCGGUCACUCAAUGCUGCGCGAUAUGUACCACCUGAUCAACGCCAACGGCAACAUCGUCCAAUCGGUUAAUCUCACCAGGACGUUCUUCAAUCCGACUGUGGUGGGACAGAGAUUCGUCGAGCACGCGCGGACUCUGGUGGCCACGCGACCCGAGACAUUCGACGCCAACAUCAUUAGCAGUGUCCACGAACAGCUGUUCACGACCAACUUUCGGUUCGGGCUGGACUUGAUCGCGCUCAACAUCCAGCGUGGACGUGAUCACGCAAUCCCCACGUACGUGACCGUGCUGAAGGCCUGCAGGGGCGACACCGUCUCCAGCUGGGGCGACUUUAACCGCCUUAUGGACUCCAGGGCCAUCGACCAGUUGCGCUCCCUCUACGAUGACCCACAAGAUGUGGACCUCUUCAUCGGCGGUCUGGCUGAACGGCGAGCCGCUGGUGCUCAAGUGGGGCCCACCUUCCAGUGCUUGAUCGGGCAGCAGUUCUUCGACGUGCGUUUCGGAGAUCGCUACUUCUACGACAACGGCGGCUUUCCGCACAGUUUUACAGCCGCGCAGCUGGCGGAGAUCAGGAAGAGCAGCUGGGCGCGCAUGAUGUGCGACACGCUCGGUCCCGAGUUCGGAAACGACUUCACGCAAGUGCAGCCCCUGGCGUUUGUGGAGUCCACGGUGGGCGCGAACGGCGUGGGCUCCUGCAACUCGCAGGCCAUUCCCAGUUUGAACCUAGCAGUGUUCUAGCGGGCCAGCGACCUGUGAGGGUCUCACCAGUCUUCAGCUUACAUCGUGUUCGCUGCGAUGCUGUGAAUCCUUGCACUAGAGGUGAUGACGCCAACAUAUGUCCGAUUCAGAUAUUGCUAGACUUCAUAGUUUGGUCGAUUGUAGACAACAUGGUUUUUGUCCAAAUGGUUUUGAUGUGGUGGAUCACGAUAAAAGAUCUUGCAAGCGU